Messenger RNA from Asparagus officinalis (garden asparagus), 4627 nucleotides. Its product is annotated as WD repeat-containing protein 7. Lineage: Eukaryota; Viridiplantae; Streptophyta; Magnoliopsida; Asparagales; Asparagaceae. The record is from RefSeq and is a predicted model, not a curated record. The transcript is spliced from 8 exons. Gene Ontology annotation, cellular component: cytoplasm. Bases 345 to 4010 code for a protein of 1221 amino acids. Gene Ontology annotation, molecular function: protein binding.
CAUUUCCAUCCUCGUGCGGCCACUCCUCCCCCAUCACCGCCCCUCCAUCUCGCGGCGACGCCCACCUCAUCACCGCCUCCUCCGACGGCACCUCUGCGCCUGGACCCACCGUCCCACGCUGGCCGCCGCCGAAGGAGGCUCCCUCCAUGGGCCGGGUCGCCGUCUCUCAUCCGCGUGCUUCCUCCGGCGAUCGCCACGUGUGCGUCGCAUGCACGGGUGGCGGCGACGGCGGCGCCUCGGCCGUGCUCAUCGUGGACUGUUCGGCGGCUGAGUGUGGUUCGGAGUAUAGCUCAUGGCGUGUUGGGGAUUUGGUUGAUAAGGUCUAUGGUUUUGGUGGGUGAAGGAUGGCGGUCUUGGCUGGGUGGGAGCCGGCAGGGUUUCGGACGUUGAAGUUGGAGGAGGAGACUGAGGCUCUGGAUGCUGUGAUUCCCGAGGAGGGUUGCGACUGUGGGGCACGGGAUGUCGCGAUUUCUGAAGAUGGUAAGUUGCUGGCUUUGAUUUUUGAAUCUCGAUGUGUGUUUAAGUUGGUAGCUGAUGGAGCUGAGAUCGGGGAAGUUUCUUAUGAGGAUAUGCAUCCAAUUGUUGGAGGCUCGUUUGUUUCUAUGGAGAAGUUUAUUAUGUGGAGUAAUAGUGGUGCUGCGGUAGUGUAUAGUAUGUUGAGUUUGGAUGGUGUGGUUAGGUUUGAGCCUUUGUGUGAGAUUCCGGCUGUGGGUUAUUCAGUUGAUGAGAGGUCAAUUUUUCGUUUCUGUCAAUUUAAGUGUGACUUUGUUCGUUUGCGAUCAUUAUGUUUUGAGUUGGGAGACUCGUUAUUGUGGAAGCCUUAUAUAGAAAUCUGGUCAAUUCCACAAAGUAAUAGCCGUGAGGGCAUUAGUUCAAGCAUUUUACUCAGAGAAGGAGGGUUUCCUAGUAAAACUUUUCAACAAAGAGGGAUUCCGAACUCUGAAAUUGGUGAGUGCAGUAAGAAUGGUGUUGCAUUGAAUGAGCGGGCUGUAUCGUCCUCAAUGGUGCUGUCUGAGAAAUCCUAUGCUCCCUAUGCUGUUAUAUAUGGUUUCUAUGAUGGGGAGAUAGAAGUAGUCAGAUUUAUAAAUCUUUUUCCAAAGGUGAAUUCUCCUUUUAAAAAUCAAGACGAUCAAUCCCAUUCAUGCACAUCAGAGAAGUUCUUAUCAGGACACAGAGGCGCAGUCCUUUGCCUGGCAGCACGAUGUAUCACCAUAAACUCUGAAGAAGAAACGGUCUGCAGGGUAUUAGUAUCCGGAAGUGCAGAUUGCACAGUGCGCAUAUGGGAUAUUGAUUCUGGCAAUGUGCUUUCAGUAUUGCACCAUCAUAUAGCACCGGUCAAGCAAAUUAUACUACCGCCACCUCAGACUAACUGUCCUUGGAAUAGUUGCUUUCUCUCGGUUGGGGAGGAUUCUUGUGUUUCUCUUGUUUCCCUUGAGACGCUGCGCGUUGAAAGAAUGUUCCCUGGACAUCCUUUUUAUCCAUCUGUGGUUGCUUGGGAUAGCAGAAGAGGUUAUAUAGCUUGUCACUGCCGUAAUAUCUCAUCCUCAUCAUCUUCCUCAUCAUCUGAUACAAGUAGUGUUUUAUACCUUUGGGAUGUGAAAUCAGGUGCUAGGGAGAGGGUAAUUCGAGGCCCAGCUUCUCAUUCCAUGUUUGAUCAUUUUUGCAGAGGUAUUAGCACAAAUUCUGUUACUGGAAAUAUACUCGGCGGCUGUACUUCUGCCUCAUCACUACUAUUUCCUUUUUUUGAUGAUUUGGAUUUGACACAAUCUCAUGUAAAGAGGAACGAGAAGGGUAAGGGCACAAUGCCUACCGCUGGAAUCUCUCAUGUGAGGAGUACAGAUCUUUCUGGGAUGGGGAAGGGAAAGUCACCAUUGCAAAGUGCAGGGAAUAAUUCUGAUUCUGCUGCCAUUAGCUCCAAAGAGCAUGUUUCAUUACUAAAAGUUCAUCGAAAUACGAUGCAUCCAGUUAAAUCUUCUUGUGCGUUUCCUGGUAUUGCAACUCUGGAGUUUGAUCUUUCAUCCCUUAUGACUAUACACUUUGCAGAAAUUAGUGAUAAGCAAGUAAUUACUCAUGUUAUCAAGAAUGAUGUGAAAGAAACAACUUUGCAGCAAGGUGCUCUGCAGGAUAACUCCGAUGUGAGAGGAAUUGAGAGUGACCACAUGAAAGAUUCAAUGGAAGAAUGUUUACUUAGGUUUAGCUUAUGUUUUCUUCAUUUAUGGGAUGCCGAUACGGAGUUAGACAAAUUACUGAUGGAUGAAAUGGGUGUCUUUAAGCCAGAUGGUUUCUAUGUAGCUUCUGGGUUGAUAGGGGAUAGAGGCUCCCUUACUUUGUUGUUCCCUGGUUUGCACGCCACAUUAGAGCUUUGGAAGUCUUCAUCAGAAUUUUGUGCUAUGAGAUCUCUGGUCAUUGUAUCUCUGGCUCAACGUAUGAUCAGCUUAUCUCAUUCGAGCACGACUGCCAGCAGUGCAUUGGCAGCAUUCUAUACUCGCAAUUUCGCAGAAAAAGUUCCAGAUAUAAUGCCCCCUUUACUUCAGCUGUUAGUGAGCUUUUGGCAAGAUCCUAGUGAACAUGUGCGCAUGGCUGCACGUUCAUUGUUCCAUUGUGCUGCACCACGUGCUAUUCCACGUUCCCUUUGUGGUCAGAAAAACAGACCAGAGGGUGCUUUGAACAUAAUGGAAGAACAUGGCCCAUCAAAUAACGGGCAUAUCUCUAUGAAUAUUGACAUGGACUCUGAAAGGCCCAUAGGAUUUGCUAGUUCUGUUGGGGCUCAGAAAUCUAGCAUGGUCUUGUGGCUGGAAUCUUUUGAAAUUCAUGAGUGGAUCUCUUGGAUUGAGGGGACAAACCAGGAUGCAAUGGCUUCUCAUAUCCUUGUUGCAGCAGCAUUAGUUGUUUGGUAUCCCAGCAUAGUGAAAGAUGAUCUUGCCAAGUUGGUUGUAGACCACCUACUCAAGUUAGUUAUGUCCAUGAAUGAUCGAUAUAGUUGUACUGCCGCAGAGCUUCUAGCUGAAGGAAUGGAAAGCACAUGGAAAACAUAUCUCGGCCCCGAAAUACCCCACCUAGUUGGGGAUAUAUUUUUCCAGAUUGAAUGUCUAACCAGUAAUCCGGCUAAUAAUGCAACAGAUAAGCCAGCGCUAGCUGUUAAUAUGCGUGAGGCUUUGAUUGAAAUUCUUCUGCCAAGUUUAGCAAUGGCUGAUAUACCGGGAUUUCUAAAUGUGAUUGAAGGCCAAAUUUGGGCUACUUCCUCAGAUUCUCCUGUUCAUCGAGUAUCACUUAAAACUCUGAUCCGGGUGGUGCGUGGUUCUCCAAAGUCCUUGCCUCCUUACCUUGAUAAGGUUGUCGGCUAUGUUUUACAGACUAUGGACCCUGGGAACUUGGUCAUGCGUAAAGCUUGCCAUAGCAGCUCCAUGACCGCGUUAAGGGAAAUUACACGUGUAUUUCCAAUGGUUGGAAUGAAUGAAUCAUCUACAAGAUUGGCUGUUGGAGACGCUAUCGGAGACAUUCACAGUGUUACUAUUCGAGUAUAUGAUAUUGAAAGUGUGACAAAAAUUAAGGUUUUGGAUGCAAGUGGACCCCUAGGUCUUCCAACAUUUCUUGAAGGAGCAUCAAAAACAAAGAUGGCUACAGCAAUAUCAGCGUUGAGUUUUUCACCAGAUGGAGAGGGACUUGUUGCGUUCUCUGAGAAUGGGUUGAUGAUUAGAUGGUGGUCCUUAGGGAUCGGUUGGUGGGAGAAGCUCAGCAGAAAUCUUGUUCCUGUACAAUGCACCAAACUGAUAUUUGUACCUCCAUGGGAGGGCUUUUCACCAAAUUCUUCUCGGUCAAGCAUAAUGGCAGGCAUAUUUGGGCAUAAUAAGAGGAACUAUUCUCAGGAUAGCCCAAGGGAAUUGGAUGAGGCGGAUAAUCUCAAGAUCUUACUUCAUAAUCUUGAUUUAUCUUACCGGCUACAGUGGGUCGGUGGGAGGAAUAUUCUUCUUACCCAUCAUGGUCAAGAGUUGGGCACGUACCCACUCUGAUCAUAUUUUACCUUUGCUGUGGUUUGAAUUUGUUUCCUCGAAGGCUGGUUCAAUAUGACAUUGAAGCUUGUGGUUUGAAUUUGUUUCCUCAAAACGCUGGUUCAAUAUAACAUUGAAGCUUGAGGAUAACAUAUGCGAAUAAUGUCCUCUCUGCUGCUUCCAUUGAUGGUAAAAGAACGCUUUAAGUUGAAAGAGAUCAGAGACUCUGUAGAAAUCACAUUUAACACUGGAUUUUGGUUUUCAUGAAUGGACCUCAAGCACUUGUUCUCUGAUGACUCUCUGAUAACAAUUGGGGAUUUAAUCUACUCAAAUAAAAGAUGAGCCUGACGCUGGAAUUUUCCAGUUGGUAUCAGUCUGAACGUUUGGUUCUUGCCAUGUCAUUGUCGAAGACCUUUUCGGAGCGCAUAGAUAUCAAGACCAGGUUAUGCAGGCUCUUCGGAUGAAGGUCAUUCGAUGUAAAAUAUUGCAGGUAAUCGCUGGAAAAUUUUGAACUUUUUUCAAGUCCAGCUAGAUUGGCAUGUAAUUAUUUGUCUAUUUCGUUCGUGUAUGCUAGGUUUUCAUCGUCUUCAUUUGCAAUUUUAUUUAAAUAAAAGAUGAACACCGAUUUCUGUUUCUUA